Parasteatoda tepidariorum (common house spider) is the source of this 2601-nucleotide messenger RNA. RefSeq names its product kinesin-like protein 64D (gene Klp64D). Gene Ontology annotation, biological process: microtubule-based movement. Lineage: Eukaryota; Metazoa; Arthropoda; Arachnida; Araneae; Theridiidae. Gene Ontology annotation, molecular function: microtubule motor activity; ATP binding; microtubule binding. The record is from RefSeq and is a predicted model, not a curated record.
CACAUAACACAACCACAAACCCGUUUAUAGGGCUACAUUCACACAAAAGACUGAAAGAAGCAUCCAUGCCAGGAUUCGAACCUGCGGCCAUUGGCUCCUCAGUCAGACACGCUAACCACUCGGCCACCUGAAACAAAUUUAUUAAUAAUCUUAUUUUUGUUCCCAUAGCAACUGAUUUGAAGUUAAUAUCUUUGAACUGAAUGAACUUUAAGAUCGGAUUCGGUUGUAAUAUACUAUUCAAACAACUAUUUAAAGAAACAUUUAAAAACGAAGUUUUAUUCAACCGAUUCGAUUCUACUGAUUUUAUCUUCUCAAUAAAACAAAACUGUACAUGAGAAACAACUAACAAAUAAUUGAUUUCAGUUAGUUCAGGCCUCAGGUGUUUUAAAUGCAAACCUCUCUUUUGUUAUUAAUAAUUGUAUUUUCAUUUUAGAUGUAAAGUUUGGUUUGCUUUAAUAUUCUAAAAAUAAUAUGCCGGUUGAAGCUCCAGAAGCUGAAAAUAUCAGAGUUGUUGUACGAUGUCGUCCUAUGAAUGAAAAUGAAAAAAAUAGCCAUUUCAAAAAUAUUGUUGAGGUGAAACCAGUUGAAGGUACUGUGACUUUGUCACAUCCACAUGCAUCUGAGUAUGACCCUCCUAAAACGUUUACAUUUGAUACUGUUUUUGGGACGGAUUCCACUCAACUGGAUGUCUACAAUUUAGCUGCUCGUCCCAUUGUUGAUAAUGUUUUAGAAGGCUAUAAUGGUACUAUCUUUGCAUAUGGACAAACUGGAACAGGAAAAACUUUCACUAUGGAAGGCAAUAGGGAUAUACCUGAACAGAAAGGAAUCAUUCCAAACUCAUUUGCUCACAUAUUUGGUCACAUUGCAAAAGCUGAAGGGGAUAAAAGGUUUCUGGUUCGUGCAACCUAUUUAGAAAUAUAUAAUGAAGAAGUAAGAGAUCUCCUUGGUAAAGAUCAAAGUGUUCGUUUAGAGGUGAAAGAAAGACCAGACAUAGGAGUGUAUGUAAAAAAUCUUACAGGAGUGGUAGUUAAAAAUGCUGAUGAUUUGGAUCGUAUCAUGACUUUGGGAAGCAAAAAUCGUGUUGUUGGAGCUACAAAUAUGAAUUUGCACAGCUCACGAUCCCAUGCCAUCUUUAGCAUAACGGUUGAAAGCUGUGAAGAAGGAUUUGAUGGAAAGGAACACAUUCGUGCUGGAAAACUUCAUUUAGUUGAUCUUGCUGGUUCUGAGCGGCAAAGUAAGACAGGGUCAAGUGGUCAACGCCUUGUAGAAGCCACCAAAAUUAAUUUGUCUUUAUCCACCCUUGGUAAUGUCAUUUCAGCAUUGGUGGAUGGUAAGAGCACCCACAUACCAUACAGGAAUUCUAAGUUAACGAGGCUCUUGCAAGACUCCCUUGGUGGAAAUUCUAAAACUUUAAUGUGUGCUAACAUUGGUCCGGCCGGAUAUAAUUAUGAUGAAAGCUUGAGCACCCUGAGGUAUGCGAAUAGAGCGAAAAACAUCAAAAACAAAGCUCGCAUUAAUGAGGAUCCUAAAGACACCAUGCUGAAGAAAUUCAAAGAUGAAAUUGAAGAUUUAAAGAAGCAGUUGGAGGAUGAAGCAAGUGAAGGCGGAACUGAAUCAGGUGAAGAUGAAUCUGAUAAAGCUGAAGAAGAACCUAAGCCUAAAACUCAUAAGAAAAAGAUAUCAGAAGAAGAGGUGAAGAAAAUGCAGGAACAGAUAGAAUUAGACAGAAAAGCUCUUACUGAGCGCAAGGACCUGUUGGAAGAAGAACGUCAAAAGAUAAGCCAAGAGUUGGAGAAAAGGCAACAUGAUUUGGCUAAUAUUAAAGUUGACCAUGACGCACUUUUGCAAAAACUUCAAGGUCUUGAAAAGCAGAUAAUUAUUGGGGGUGAAAAUCUUUUGGAAAAAGCUCAAGAACAAGAAAAACUUCUGGAAGAGAGUUCAAAGGAAUUGGAAGAGAGGAAGAAAAAAGAAUUGGAAUUGAAGAAAGCUCUUGAAGAAAAAGAGAGUGAGAGGCUGAAUAUUGAAGAAAAAUACUCCAGUUUGCAGGAAGAAGCUGCUGGCAAGACAAAGAAAUUGAAGAAGGUGUGGCAGAUGCUUCUCAGUGCUAAGAACGAGUUGAACGAUCUCCGCCAAGAACACCAAAGAGAGAUGGAGGGUCUACUAGAGAACAUCCGCCAACUAGAUCGAGAACUCAGCCUCAACAAACUCAUCAUCGAUAUGUUUAUUCCACCGGAAUAUCAAGAAGUGAUUGAGCAGGCCGUCCAGUGGAAUGAAGAUAUUGGAGAAUUCCAGCUGAAGUGUGUCGCUUACUCGGGGAACAAUAUGAGGAAACAGCUACCAACCGUCGACAAGGAGAAGAAAAAAGAAGCUGACAAUUUGGAUUUGUCUCACCUAUAUCUUUCUUACAAUACGGAAAGUGUGACGAGAAUACCUAGAAUGAAAUCUUCUAGAGGAAAGUCUGGACGUUCACAUUCAUCUAGAGCAAAGUCUUCGAGGAAAUAACUUGUAUUAAUCUAUUUAUUUAUUUGUAUAGAGUAGAGAUAUGAUUCUAUUUAUUACUUUUCAAUUUGUAUAUAGUAUAGAUAAAUAUGUAUCAUAAAA